AAUAUGAACUUGCGCGACAGAGGAUGCAGCGGCAACUUCGGGCUUAUAAAUAUUGCAGAGUGUUUGCCCGAUUCAUUAGUGCCUUCAACAUAACAAACAUGGCUGCUUCUCUCCUCGCAGUUGCCUUCUUUGUGGCUUUGGCGGUGUCCCCGAGCGUGCAGGUCUGCGCCCCGGACUGCACGGGCGUGGACCCCGGAACCAGCGUGCGGGACCCCACCGACUGCACCAGGUACUACGUCUGCAUCGACACCUCCGGCACUGGCGUGUUAUUGCCAUCGAUCGACCCCGUGGAGUGCCCCGACGGACAGUUCUUCAACGAGCAGCACACCCUUCCCCGCUGCGACCCCAUAAGCAGCGCCCCCGAUGGCUUUUGCUCAGGGCUCUGCAACCCCUGUGAGGCUCACUGCACUCACGCGGGAGAAGUCACUCCUGACCCAACAGACUGCUCCACUUACUAUGUGUGCCUUGAGGACGGACAUGUCCUCCCGGUUGGCUGCUCGGCUGAAACACCCUUCUUCGACUUCAUGGUCGGGGGAUGCCAGACCGACCCGACCCUCUGCUUCCACUACUGCGACAUCUGCGAGCCCCAUUGCACCUACCAGAACGAGCGUGUUCCAGACCCGACUGACUGCCACAGGUUCUACCUCUGCACGCCGCCCACCAUGUCCAGUUUCCUGUGUCCCCAUGAGGAGGUGUUCAACAGGGUGACAGGCGUGUGUGAAGCUGGGGCCACGUGCGUUGUAGACUGCCCUACCCGUAAAUAAUCAUGUGUGCAUUUGUAAAUGAAUUCCACUGAUGAGCUAAUUAUGAUAAAUUUAUAUGGAAAACAAUAGUUGCCAUCCUUUCCAUUUGAUUAAAACCAUGAACAAGUA
Molecule: messenger RNA, 872 nt
Organism: Penaeus vannamei (Pacific white shrimp)
Lineage: Eukaryota; Metazoa; Arthropoda; Malacostraca; Decapoda; Penaeidae
Cellular component (GO): extracellular region
Molecular function (GO): chitin binding
Source: RefSeq, a predicted model, not a curated record